UUUAAGAGUGCCAGCUCCACAAAGCUCUUGUGCAGGUACAGAAAGUUGAUCUGGGACAUGUUCAACACCUCAAACAUCACAGUGACAAUGGUUGACGACCACCAUUGUGACUCUGUCAACAUCUCUGAAUACGAUGACUGUUUGGCCUCAAAUCUCAGUAAUAGUUCAUUUUAUUAUGAUGACCCCACCAGUCACUCAACUGACUGGUGUGGACCUAGUGAUCUACAGCAGCACAUAAUCAAAAUGUUUCAGACAUGCGCUUUUUGUCUGAUAUUCUUACUGGGAGUUUUGGGAAACUGUCUAGUGAUCACCACCUUUGCUCUCUACCGCCGCCUCCGGCUUCGAUCCAUGACCGAUGUCUUUCUGUUCCACCUAGCACUGGCUGAUCUCCUCCUGCUCCUCACGCUCCCUUUGCAGGCUAUCGAUACUCACAAGGGUUGGAUUUUCCCUGUUGGCCUCUGCAAGGCUAUGCGUGCAUGCUAUGCCAUCAACACAUAUAGCGGGCUGCUGCUGCUUGCCUGCAUCAGCGUUGACCGCUACAUGGUUGUGGCACGAGCCCAAGAGAUGCUACGGCUGCGCAGUCGGAUGAUGGCGGCAGGGAAGGUUGCUGCUGUAGUUGUCUGGAUUGUUGCCUUUCUCCUAAGCCUGCCUGAAAUCCUUUUAUCUGGGGUUUCAGAGUCUGGCGAGAAAGCAUACUGCGGCAUGAAAACAAGUGGUGAUGUAAAGAUGGCCACCAAUGGAGCCAUCAUUGCGGUCGGGUGUUUAUCCCUCUUCAUCAUGAUGUUGAGCUAUACCUCGAUAGGUGUGAUUCUGUGGGAAGGCCACGUGCAUCGCCGUGGGAAGCAGUGGCAUCAUCAGCGUACCUUGAAGUUAAUGGUUGCUCUGGUGCUGGUUUUCCUGGUCUUCCAGCUGCCGUACACAGUGGUGCUGUCUCGCAAAAUAGCAGGGCAGUACUGCGGUCUGAUGAUGGAGUACAUCACCUGCACCCUGGCAUACACACGUUGUUGCCUCAACCCCAUCCUGUAUGCAAUGGUUGGCAUACGUUUUCGUAAAGACGUAAUCCAGCUCCUGCAUAAUUCCGGCUGUCCAUGUGGAUUACAUCUGAGGCUGCACAGUAUCCACUCCACAUCCAUCUCUGCCUCCUCUCCUGCUCUCACAGUACUCUCAGUUUGCUCCCCAACAUCACCUGAUUGCAGUUACUCCAGCAGCAAUAGAUGGACAUCUCUCAAGUUUCAGUUUCCAGCAAGCAAAUAAACUCAAAGUGGAAGAUAUGUGACUUUACUUUGAAUACGUCAGUUAUAAUGAAUGAACAUAAAAAUCGGCUAGAGCUUCACCCAAGUUGCGCAAACAAAUGAACCCAGAAGAAAGUAGAUCUUGUCAAUUUCUUUAAACUCCCUUCCUCUGUGUCAAAGAACUUCUUGUAAGACGAAUGUUCUCAUAAAAUGCUGAAUACUGCUAAAACAAUAAAUUAUUUAUACCUUUAUACCACUUGCAUAUUAAGCUCUAACUAAGAUAUGAAGUCUGUUCAACUUUUAGUUCUCUUGUAAAGACCCACAAGAUAUUCAAGGCCCUUUGAGAUUUGUCAAACCCAUAAUUAUUUGCAUUUUCUUUUGCUUUACUUUACGUUUUUGUAACUUAUUACCCAAUACGUACCAUAUAUUUUGAUCUACAGUGCUUGUUUUGUUCUUAUAUUAAAUACCUUUAAUUGUCUUAUUGUUAAAAGGCAA
This is a messenger RNA of Girardinichthys multiradiatus, 1727 nucleotides long. RefSeq names its product chemokine (C-C motif) receptor 10 (gene ccr10). Bases 58 to 1254 code for a protein of 398 amino acids. NCBI's taxonomy places the organism in Eukaryota, Metazoa, Chordata, Actinopteri, Cyprinodontiformes, Goodeidae. The record is from RefSeq and is a predicted model, not a curated record. The transcript is spliced from 2 exons. Gene Ontology annotation, cellular component: membrane. Gene Ontology annotation, molecular function: G protein-coupled receptor activity. Gene Ontology annotation, biological process: immune response; G protein-coupled receptor signaling pathway.